AUGGCGUGUCACACAAAACUACCGAAGGUGGACAACGAAGAAUUGUCCAUUAAGGGCGCGCAUCUGCUAGGACCCGGUAUAGAGUCGAAAUUUGACGAGCUAAAGUACGAAAUAGUCCAUAAAAUAGACAACGAAUUAACAGAUUCGAAGAACGCAAGAGAUUAUAUAACACAGAAAUACGACGAGCUCUGUACGAAGAUACAGUACUUGACUGAGCUGGACGCCACUGUAAACGGCUUUCGUUCAGAUGUCAAGGCGAUAGAGAGGCAAAUAAUAGAGCUAUCAGCAAGAUUGGAUGAUAUCGAGAAGAGAGCGAUCAGCAAGGAUUGUCCAUCAAUAACGUCGUCUGUUUUGGGGUUGCCUAAAUGA
Leptosia nina is the source of this 369-nucleotide messenger RNA. Lineage: Eukaryota; Metazoa; Arthropoda; Insecta; Lepidoptera; Pieridae. The record is from the annotation of a GenBank genome assembly.